Molecule: messenger RNA, 1272 nt
Organism: Cylindrotheca closterium
Lineage: Eukaryota; Bacillariophyta; Bacillariophyceae; Bacillariales; Bacillariaceae
Source: the annotation of a GenBank genome assembly
AUGGAGGGCAACAAACGACGAUUGGUGGAGGAACUCAUGAAAAAGUCCCACUACUUUUAUCGUCAACGAAACUAUCAAAAGACCAAGGAGACUUUAGAGACAGUGUUGGAGAUGAAGACAGAAGACUUGGGUGAAGAUGAUCUUGAAGUGGCGGAAACACUCUACCAACUUGGAGGUGUUCUGAGGACGGAAGGAAACUUCAGUGAAGCCUUGGAAAAACUCAAAAGAGCACUCGCAAUACGUGUUGCGAAAUUGGGAGAAAAUCACGCUGAUAUUGCAGACACCUACAGGGCUAUUGGCAGUAUCUUAUAUGAGGAACAAGAGAAUUAUGAAGAAGCCGAAAAAAUGUACCGGAAAGUUUUGGAUAUCAAGCUGAAAAUUUUGCCAAAUGAUCAUUUUGAUGUGACGGAUCUGUACAUGCAUCUAGGGUACUUAUUGACGAAGCAAGGAAAGUUUUCAGAAGCAACCAAGAUACAGAAACUCCAACUUGCGACACUACUAGAAAAACAUGGGGAAGACUACCCCAACGUUGUGCUCGUGUAUGAUGGUAUUGCAGAGCUCCUGAUACUGCAAAAUAGGUUGGACGAUGCUCUUCAGAUGCUUGAGAGAGGCAUCGAAAUUUGCAACCGACUGCAACCUCUGGGAGACCACAACAUGGAUAUACUGGCAAGAACGCUCCUCGAGAAAGCAAACAUACUAGACAAGCAGGGCAACUUUGAAGCUGCCGCGGAGACGUUCAAUAAAGUGGUAAGGAUACAAGUUGAAACGGUAGGUGAAAUGCACCCCGAAAUAGCAGGGACCUACGAAGCGCUUGCAAGGGCAUACAUCCAACAAGACAUGCCAGAAAGUGCCAUCGAGCCGUACAUGAAAGCCUUCCGCAUUCAUCGAAAGGAGCUUGGCAACGAUCAUGCUCACACUAAAGAGCUUGCGGUUUGCCUUGAAGUGUUAGAGCACCAGAAAAAUGCGAUAGCACUGAAUGAACAGGGAUUGUCGAUGAAAGCGGAAGGCGAUCUAGAAAGGGCGAUGAAACUUUUCGAAGAGGCGCUGGAUAUGCACAAGGAGGUCUCUAUUGUUAGUUUCACUAUAGUAUCUGUCUACGAGAACAUUGCGGCUGUCAAAGUUGAUCAAGGGUUGCUGGAAGAUGCCAUAGCUGCGAGUGCAGAAGCCCUCAAGAUUCGUCGAAGAAAACACGGCGACGACCAUGCGGACACAAAGCGAAGAAUGGAAGCUCAUAGAUCUUUGUUGAGACGUCUCUUGGAGACUCGGAGCUAA